AUGGUUGCGGCUGACGACUUGAGUUCCACUCUGGCCAAGAUGGGCAUCCACCUAUCAAAAGAGGAGAAGGAGAAGGCUUUGAAGCACAUCGCUCGUGAUGCUGAAGGGAAAGUGAGCCUCAAGAGUGCGCUCGAGAGCGUCAUGGCUACACGGCAACCUGCCAUGUUUCAAAAAGACCGGGUUGCUGUUCAAGAUCUGGAAGGCAUCCUGGCCAGCAUGGGCAUCUACCUCACAGCCGAAGAGCUGCAGGAAGCAUUAAAAUAUGCCCCUGUAGAUGUGAAUGGGAAGGUGAACUUGGGAGAAUUCAUGAAGGGGGUCAAAGCAGUCCAGCAGCAUCCCAAGACUGGGGAUCGGGUUCCUGUGGGUAACCUAGAUUCUCUUCUGGUCAACAUGGGCAUCUACUUAACAGAUGAUGAGAUCCAGGAAGCUCUGAGAUAUGCAGUGGUAGAUGAGGAUGGCAAAAUUAACCUGGAUGAUUUCAUGAAAGGGGUGAAAAUUGUGCAGCGAGCAAAGGAUGCAGAAGGCCAGGCUCAGGAGGACAGCUACUAA
Messenger RNA from Euleptes europaea (tarantolino), 549 nucleotides. RefSeq lists its product as uncharacterized. Gene Ontology annotation, molecular function: calcium ion binding. The transcript has 7 exons. NCBI's taxonomy places the organism in Eukaryota, Metazoa, Chordata, Lepidosauria, Squamata, Sphaerodactylidae. Bases 1 to 549 code for a protein of 182 amino acids. The record is from RefSeq and is a predicted model, not a curated record.